Molecule: messenger RNA, 540 nt
Organism: Quercus robur (English oak)
Lineage: Eukaryota; Viridiplantae; Streptophyta; Magnoliopsida; Fagales; Fagaceae
Product: secreted RxLR effector protein 161-like
Exons: 1
Coding region: 1-540 (179 amino acids)
Source: RefSeq, a predicted model, not a curated record
AUGUUAGGUUUGUCACAAGCUAGGUAUAUAGAUAAGGUUUUAGAACAGUUUAGCAUGCAAAAUUCCAACAAAGGAUUGCUUCCUUUCAGACAUGGAGUUCCUCUGUCUGAUGACCAAAGGCCUAAGACUCUUGAGGAAGAAAUUAUGAUGAGACAAGUUCCUUAUGCUUCUAUUUUAGGAAGUCCCAUGUAUGCCAUGCUUUGUACUAGACCAGAUAUCUGUUAUUCAGUUGGCAUGGUUAGCCGAUAUCAAUCAAAUUCAGGACCAAAACAUUGGCAAGCUGUAAAGCAUAUUCUCAAGUAUUUACGGAGAAUAAGAGAUUAUAUGCUUGUUUACCAGUGUGAGGAUUUGAUUCCCAUUGGUUAUAUAGAUUCAGAUUUUCAAUCAAAUCUUGAUUUCACAAAGUCCACUUUAGGUUAUAUAUUCACCUUGGGAGGUGGAGACAUAAGUUGGAGGAGUGUUAAGCAAUCUUGUAUUGCUAACUCCACCAUGGAAGCUGAAUAUGUGGCUACUUGUGAAGCGGCAAAGGAAGCUGUUUGA